Molecule: messenger RNA, 1017 nt
Organism: Procambarus clarkii (red swamp crayfish)
Lineage: Eukaryota; Metazoa; Arthropoda; Malacostraca; Decapoda; Cambaridae
Source: RefSeq, a predicted model, not a curated record
AUGUCGACCAGCCCCCAGCACGUCGACCAGCCCCAUCACGUCGACCAGCCCCCAGCACGUCGACCAGCCCCAGCAUGUCGACCAGCCCCAGCACGUCGACCAGCCCCAUCACGUCGACCAGCCCCAAUGUCAACCAGCCCCAACAUGUCGACCAGCCCCAGCAUGUCGACCAGCCCCAACACGUCGACCAGCCCCAGCACGUCGACCAGCCCCAUCACGUCGACCAGCCCCAACACAUCGACCAGCCCCAGCACGUCGACCAGCCCCAGCAUGUCGACCAGUCCCAGCAUGUCGACCAGCCCCCAGCACGCCGACCAGCCCUUGCACGUCGACCAGCCCCCAGCACGUCGACCAGCCCCCAGCACGUCGACCAGCCCCAGCAUGUCGACCAGCCCCAACACAUCGACCAGCCCCAACACGUCGACCAGCCCCAGCAUGUCGACCAGCCCCAGCACGUCGACCAACCCCAACACGUCGACGAGCCCCAGCACGUCGACCAGCCCCCAGCACGUCGACCAGCCCCAGCAUGUCGACCAGCCCCAGCACGUCGACCAACUCCAACACGUCGACGAGCCCCAGCACGUCGACCAGCCCCAGCAUGUCGACCAGCCCCAACACGUCGACCAGCCCCAGCAUGUCGACCAGCCCCAGCACGUCGACCAGCCCCAUCACGUCGACCAGCCCCAAUAUGUCAACCAGCCCCAACAUGUCGACCAGCCCCAGCAUGUCGACCAGCCCCAACACGUCGACCAGCCCCAACACGUCGACCAGCCCCAGCACGUCGACCAGCCCCAGCAUGUCGACCAGCCCCAACACAUCGACCAGCCCCAACACGUCGACCAGCCCCAGCAUGUCGACCAGCCCCAGCACGUCGACCAACCCCAACACGUCGACGAGCCCCAGCACGUCGACCAGCCCCAGCAUGUCGACCAGCCCCAACACAUCUACCAGCCCCAGCACGUCGACCAGCCCCAGCACGUCGACCAGCCCCAGCACGUCGACCAGCCCCACACCUAA